AUGUCCAGCUUCCAUAUCCCACCCUACGGAGGAGGGGGGACACGCGGAGGAGGCAGAGGGGGGGUAUCCCCCGCCGGCGCUGGUGGUGGGAGCGGUUCGGGAACCGGGGGGGUCGGGGGGAAACAGACGUCAUCGCCGGCAAGGCGCAGGGGAGGAGCCGUCGGCGAUGAGGGGAGGCCCGUGUCGCGACAGCUAUCGAGGAGCUACUUCGUUCCCCGCAGCCUGGAAGGGUACGAGCGUCACCUGCGGCAGAUCCACUGCGAGGGCUACCUUCAGCGUCAGAGCCGCACGUCCGGGGCAUGGCGGCGGCGCUGGUUCCUCCUCAAGGACGGGUACCUGUCCUACUUCCAAGACCAAGAAGAGGCCGAGGGCUACCGCUCCAAAGAAGGGGGAUCGCAGUUUCAUCACCACCCCAGCUCGCUGCGGCAGCUCUCUCUCGACUGCGUGGAAGCCGUCAGGACAGAGGAGAAGAUCAGACCGCUCGUGUUCCGAGUGAUUUCCAGCCACCGCGAUGACCUUGUCCUUCGAGCCGAGUCAAAAGAGGCGAUGAACGACUGGCUUUUCGGAUUCCACCGCGCCCUUGCGAGCAUCAUCGCAAGGGUCGUCGGCAACAAGAGGGGGGGGGGCGAGAGCGGUGGCGACCCGGAGGGGGGGUGGGGCCCCACCGAGGCGGGGGGGGUAGGGGGCGAUGGCUAUGGGGAUGGGGGGAGGGGGGAUGGCGGUGAGGAUCGCGGAGGGGAGGGGGGGGUAGUGCACGACGACGGCGAGGCCGAAGCGACCGGCGACGGAAACGACGAAGACGGCGGCGGCAUCGGGUCCGUCUCCUCCCAGACCCCGCUGCUGCUGCCGCUGCAGGCGGAGGGAGGGCCAUGCGGCGGCGGCGGGGGCGGCGGCGGCGAGGGGAGAGGAGGGAGGCACCACCGCGUGGCCUCUCUCUGCACCGACGAGCGGCGGCGGCGCACGGAAAGCCUGGGGUGCUACGGUAACGACGGCUACGGGGGGUACGCGGAUUCGCCUUCUUAUGGGGGUGGGUACGGGUACGGAGGAGGAGGAGGCCACGUUAUCGGGGGGGGGGACGCGGCAGCAGCAGCAGCAGCAGUCGUGGCGGGGGGAGGGGGCGGUGUCGGCGGGGGCCCCGGGAUUUCGCUCGCGCGCGCUAGGUCCGCGGGGGGCGAGGCGUACGGAAGGGACGACGAAGACUUUGUUGCCGAGCUCGACUUCGUGUGCCAAGAGCGAGGGCAGCAGCAACAGCAGUCUCACGAUGGCGGCGACAGUGAUGGCGAUGCCGUCACAUGUCGGCAGCAGGCUCGGUCUAUCAGCGCGUCUGGAUACGGUUCAUCGGGGGACGAGGGCCGGAGUUCCGAGUCAGGCCACGGAUCCACUUCGGACGAGGGCAUCAUGUCCGAGGUCGGCAUGGCUCUCACGUCUCAGGAGGCCAUGGGACUGGGCUUGGGCAUGAACGUGGAGCCCCACUCGCUUCUGACGGCUGUGUCGGCCACGGCAACCGCGGCGGCGGCGGCGGCGGCUCAGGAGGAAUCGGCGAAGGACGUGCCUCCCGUAGCCAGACCCCUAUUUGGUGGUGGUGGUGGGGGUGGCAAAUACAUCCCACCAGCCAUGCGGGCGGCGGCCAGAGCAGAGGCGGCCGCAGCAGCAGCGGCGGCGGCGACGGCUGGCGGGGAGGGUGGGGGUAGCCCUUGCGCCCGCUGCGGGACCCCGUCUCCCAACGAAGCAGAGGAAGGGAUGAUGUUCGAUAUGGGCGCGAUGGACAUGGACUUGGGUCUGGCACCACCUCCGCGGUCGGCCACACCGCCCACCCCAGCGCCGCCGCCGCCACCGCCUCAGCAGCCCUCUGCAUCACCAGCACCCGCCUUCAUCGGUACCGGCGGUGGUGGUGGCGCAAACGGCAGCAACCAUGUGCUCGGGCCGUUAGGGGGAGGUGGGAUGGGGCUGAGAGCUUCGAGGGGAUCAGGGUUCCCGUGGCCUCCGGCGAACAGGGAGCCCUCUCUGGCGCAACUUAGCUGGUGGAUAGACCGGUCGAGUCCUGAGCUCGUUCCCCGGGCGGAGGUGGGGGUGACGGGGAUUGCGGACGGGGUGGGGGGGGAGGUGGGCCUCGCCCAGGGGUACUUCGGCGUGUACGAUGGCCACUGCGGGUCGGAGGCGGUGCAGUACGUGCGCGAUCGCCUGCAUGCCGUCGUUGGAGAGCACCCCUCCUUCUGGAAGGAACCGAAACGAGCGAUAAGGGAGUCCUUCGUGUCUCUGGACGAGCAGUUCUUGUUGCUGGCGGGGGAAAGGGAGUGGUACAGCGGAACUACUGUGCUGGUCGCCUUGAUGAGAGGGAGGAAGCUGCUGAUUGGAAACGUGGGCGAUGGGGAGGCGGUUCUCUGCAGGGGGGACGAUGUCGUGCACAUGUCCCCGGUGCACGACCCCGAGCUGUUUCUGCGACAGCUCAAGCAGAUGGACCUCGACGACCCGCAGAUCAGAAUGGCAGCAACCGAACAUGUCCGAUGGACCACGAUCACCAGAGUUUGCGGGGAGCUAGCGGUGUCUCGAUCCAUCGGCGACCGUGACUUCAAGGGUUUCACCAAGAGGAGGGUUGAGCAGGGCACGGACGGAGUAGCUCCAGAAGACAUGCCGGUGUUGUUCGCGUGGCCACACGGACACUCGGGAGAGUUUCACGACGACCUCCUCACGGCGGAGCCUGAGUUUCAGGAGGCGGAGAUAGGCCUGGACGACGAGUUCUUGCUGAUGGCGUGCGACGGGCUGUGGGACGUGCUCGGCAAGCGCGAGGCGGUCGACUACGCCAAGAACUUCUUUGACGAGCAAGACGGGUAA
Ectocarpus siliculosus is the source of this 2832-nucleotide messenger RNA. The record is from the annotation of a GenBank genome assembly. Lineage: Eukaryota; Phaeophyceae; Ectocarpales; Ectocarpaceae.